Aplosporella prunicola CBS 121167 is the source of this 1160-nucleotide messenger RNA. RefSeq lists its product as uncharacterized. The transcript has a single exon. Lineage: Eukaryota; Fungi; Ascomycota; Dothideomycetes; Botryosphaeriales; Aplosporellaceae. The record is from RefSeq and is a predicted model, not a curated record. Bases 226 to 1065 code for a protein of 279 amino acids.
CCCACCGCGACUGCAUCAUGAUGCAGCUGCCGCCGCCUGAUUUUCUGUUGACUCUGCUGGCUCAACCUCAUCCACUCGCCCCCCCGGUCUGACUUCUUCUCCCUGUAGCCUGUAGCCGCUACCCUCUACCUACUCGCCGACUUCUCCCCGCACACUUCCGCCAUACCGAAAGCCAGGAUACCGUGGAUACCUCUGCUGAUUGCCCUUGCGCUCCGCUGACCAACCAUGCCCCUCCAACCCACCUACUUCCAACAACCCAUGACGCCCGCCCCGACCCCAUCCGCCAAACCGCCCAAGCCGCCGCGCAAGCCGCUUCUGCGCCUCGAGCUGCGCGACCUCUCCCACUCGGGUACCACGUCGUUCCUGACCCUGCUCGAUGUCAGCUCCGUGCUGGACGAAGCCGUCGCCGGCGUCCUGAACCUGCUCUACACGGCGCACUCGCACAUACCUCCCAUCCGCUCCGUCACGCUGAUCCUUCGGCCCAUGCACGGCGUCGCUUACACGACCGGCAAGGACAUUGACAGCGACCACAAGGAGAUUCACUUUUCAACCGACUACAUUACGAGCGUGCCGCAGGAGCGGAGGAGGCGCGAGAUGCUGGGCGUCAUACGCCACGAAAUGGUGCAUUGCUGGCAAUGGAACGCCAUGGGGUCCGCCCCCGGGGGGCUGAUUGAGGGCAUUGCCGACUACGUACGGUUGAGGUGCGGUUUCGUGCCCCCACACUGGAAACAGGAGUGUGAUGGUGACUGGGAUGCCGGGUACCAACAUACCGCUUAUUUCCUAGAUUACCUGGACAACCAGUAUGGUGCGGGCAGUGUUAUGGCCAUCAACGAAUCGUUGAAGUGCAGAGAGUACAAGGAGAAGACGUUCUGGAAGGGCCUUUUCGGCAAGGACGUGGAAGACUUGUGGCAAGAAUAUGGACGCUAUCUAAAGUCAAAAGAUGACAAACUCGAGACGGAGGAUGAGCUUAAGAAAUUGAAGCUAGAGGAUGGCAAAACGCAACCCCAGAAGGAUGCUGAGCCUACAGAAGCAGAAUCAUCUGGUGAUCCAGCUGGAACCGCUUGAUAAUCACUCCAGGAUUCAAGGAUGACCGAAAAUCCAAAUCUAUACCCAAGGCACUAAAUUUAGCCUUCUUAUAAUUAAUCUAGUCUAUGCUGCGG